GUGCUUUGUGAUACGUGAGCUUGCAACCAGCCUGUUGUGUGCUUCACUAAAAGCAUGGCAUCUAUGCAAGGACCCCACGUUGACACAGCAAUGCUGUAACAGGAGCUUUGGAUCAAACUCAAGCCCAACUUUGCUGAGCAUGUUACUGUGCAAGACACCAGCCUGUCCACAGGCCAGUUUGGAAUUUACUUUCAGUCCUGGGACUGAUUUAUAACAGGUCAACACAUAUUGGUCGUCUCAAAACACCAGACAGACAAAAUAGCACCAUCUCUGCAGUUUCACAUGCAUCACCUAGUCCCACAGUUCCUUUUCUGAAUAACAGUGCUUACCUUUGCUAAAGCUAACAACCUAAAAUGCACCCCCCUUCCUGAAACUCAGAUGUUGGAACGGGAAAGCUGCAAGAGGUUUUCAGAGCUGUUGAGCUGAGAUGGGAGAGCUGCUGGAGUCUCACCCAUCCAUUCUCUGGCUUCUGAAGGAACAUUAGAGCGUGCUCUGUGGUACCCAUGCUGGCCAAGCGGGGUGCAUGUGGAAGAGCACUAAGAGCAGCCCAUGGGCAACACGUCCCCGUUCUGCACCACUGCAAGGGGAGGCUGAGGACCGGGAAGCCCUGGAGAGCUGUCGGAGGCACGCAGAGAGAGCUCCUGGUCCAGUUUCCGUGCCAGUACCAGAAAUGGUACAAAAGACUGUGCAAAGCGACAGGAGGUCCCUGCAAGAGCGUUCAGAAAGUCCGGUUAUGUCAAGAUGCAACAGUCUCAGUUCUUCCCACUCCCUCACCAGUGCACCCCAGAGCAUCACUGAAUGGCUGGCGCUCUGGGAAAAGGAUCCCGUGGAGAUUCUUCUUGAUUUGGGGUUUGGCACAGAAGAACCUGAUGUCUGCACUAAAAUCCCUCCUCGAUUCCUCAGUGGUGCUUCUGUAGCAAAAGGGAUCAACAUCCGAGUGUUUUUGGAAGCUCAAAAGCAGCGGAUGGACAUUGAGAGACCAAACUUAUAUGAACGUUUUCGACAGCUGGAAGUACUUGACCACGUAACCAGUGCUCUCUCAUCUUUGCUGACGGACGUCAACACCCAACAGACCAAAGCACAGGAUGCAGGGGGGUAUGAGACUGACCUCUUGGAUGCUGCAAAGAGCGGACCUGGAGUCACACGGGCAAAGCGGAGAAGAAUCGGUCAGCUCCUGAAAAGGGCUUCUCAGCAGACAGUGCUGCUGAAACAGGGCUUGCUGGCACCUGGGGAAGCCAACUUGCCCAGCAGGAAAGGGCAACUCUGUUCUUGUGUAGAUAUUGCUGAGAGGGCGACAGUCCAGGCGGGCUUUUCUGCAUGUGUUACGUUGGGCUGUCUGACGCAGGAGCAAACCCCCAGAGGCAAAGGUGCCUUGGCAUAUCCCACAUCCCAGUGUCCACCCACUCCACUGGGGAAAGCCUGGGCUUCCUCACACCUAGUUGCAAAACAGCCCCACUUUUCUCCUGCGUGUGAGGUGCCUGCCAAAGACAGGCGAAGAAAGGAGCCACCUUCGCUUGUGACCCACACUCUCAAAAAAGCGGCUGACCUAAACCGCAAGCUGCCAGACUCAUUCGAAAUGGAAGAGGUUCAGAGUUUUGAGGAUGAAACACCAUGUGGAAAUGGUCCUGACACCGCUUUAGUAGAGGUGAUGGUGACAAGAACAAGCAGCUGCCAGUCAGACAGCAGUGGGUUCAUGGAGGAGCUGCCAGAACCUGUAGUUUUGCAAAAUGCAUCUUUGUCAGGAAAGAUUAAUUUUAUUUCUGAUAUCCACAAUCAAGAAACAGCUCUGUCACACAGGACAGGGUUUCUGAUGUUAAAUCAAGAUUUUCAACAAAAGCCAGAUGAUUGUGUUGCUAAGGUCUUCAUAACAGCUUGUGAGAGCAUUUUGACAGCACCUGGAUCAACAAAAGCAGGCAGUGACCAGGCAGAAGAGACUCAUCUGCUACUGACUGCAGAAAAUGGAGAGUAUGAGGCCUGUAAUGCUGGACCACGGAGUUUUGUACAAGAAAUGCUUUGUGACAUAGACAGGGAGGAGCGUAAAACUGGAAGAAAGCAACCAGGAAAAGAGGAGUGCAUAAAGGAGCAUAGUCCUUGUUUUCAGAGUGACACUCAGAAUGAAGGAGAUCCUAGCUACUCAAAAUUUGAUCAUUUGUAUUUUAGGACUGGACACAAAAAGGUGAAUGUAACCUUCACCGAACUGAUUGAUAUAAACCCUGCAGUCAUCAGUGACAGUAAAAUCAGAGGCGAAGAUGACAGUGAGAAGUGCCUGACUGAAAAGGACAUUGGAGCUGCAUGUCAUGAAAGUGCCCCUGGAGGUUGUACAGGACGUGUUAAAGGACCAUGGUGGGGCAUGGAAGUGGUCAACAAAGGUGGUUCCCUCCUUGCAGCGAAUGAGGUGACAAACGUCCAGACGCUCUGCAAAACAGAGGACGAUUCAAAAAAUACAAGAUGCUCCCCCAAAACAGAGCUCCACGAAACUCCACAGCAGGACUCAGCAGCACAAAGUGGGAGCAGUGCUGCUUCAAGCUAUUCUAUACAAGAAUCUCGGAGGCAUCCCUCCUGCCGAGUGGAAGAGCCUGGAUUAAGUUCAUCUGAAGAUCAAGAGACUGGUAGCGUAGGGGAGGUGUUAGGUUCUAACAAAUCAGAACAGGGAGACACUAUCCAAAAUGGUGAAAUGGCUUCUGUUCCUCUGAAAUCUGUUACUGUUCAGAUGCCUUCAGGGCUGGAGUUUACUUCAGGGGUGAAGUGCACAGGGCAAAGUGCUCCUUUCAGUGAGAUCCUUGCUAGGAAAGAUCCUGUGGACUUCUCUGAGGGUGAUCCUCUCAUACAGUCAGACCCAGGGGCUUUGAAGGACGGCGUAAAGCAGACCACUGAAGCCUCCAGCCAAACUGACAUCUGUGCCAGGAAACCCAGGUGGCCACCACCGCUUCAUCCACCCCAUGCUCACCUGAAGAAAUCAGCCUCUGUUGACACCAUGCUUUGUGGCAAAUACAGGUCAUGCUACUGGGGUGAAGCCUCUGGUGCCGGGGGUGCGCAGGGCAGUCACUGCUGUCACUGCUGCUGCUGCUGCCACGGCUGCUGCCCGUGGACCUUCCCCACGGCUGUCUCUCCCCAUCGCCCUGUGAGCUGCUGCUCAAACCGUGCCGCCACCGAGCUGCAGCUCUUGAAAACGCUGAUGCUCCUACAGGACACUGCGAUGCGUAAUCUUGCUCCGUGUACCCUCCAUGAAAUAGAAGUGAUGAAGAGGUCCUGCCAGCACUUUCAGCAGAAGCUGGAUGAGAUUGAACAGCACCUGACCGAACAGCAGGCGCUGUUUUCCAGCAUGAUGCCAGAUGAAGGAAGGGAGGAAGGCAGACACCUGCAACUCUUACGGCGAGCUGUUCGUCAGGAGGUUGCAGAGCUGGAACUUCGGCUGAAUGAUCAAGCUUGCCAGGUCAGGGAGGGCAUCCUUAUGCAGCUGGACCAAUUACUAGUAGAACAAUCCCAUCUGUUUUCCGAGCUCGGACUCUCUGAUUGGAAGGGAGAAAGAAAAGCCCAGAAUAAACAAGCGUUUCCAGAUGCUGCUGACACUGCGCAUCCUCAAAGUGGGUCCUCAAAAGUGGUGCUCCCAAGAGCUCCAAGCAAAAAUAUGACAGCAGCAGGCUCACUCUCUGCCCCGCGGCCAGGGGCACCCCCAAGGCAGUUUCCUACCAGGACAACACCUGAGCUGAAUUCAGCUGGGUCUGACCCACAGGAGCUCUGCACCAGUAAAAAGGAAAUAAAAGGACCUCCCCAAGCAAAAAUGGACUUUAAGGCAUUUUUACACAACUUGAAGAAAUCUUUCCGAAAUUCUUUAGGUAAUGAUUCACCAGAAGGAAAAGACUGAUGGAGGACAGACUGAUGGAUUUGGGUUUUAAUCAUUGUGGCCUUUUUCCUGAAAUGCAUGGUGUAUCGCAGAAACAAAUGAACAAAACAUUGCAUUAUAGAAAGUUCUGAUCGCAGCAGUUUUAUUUGCAAUGGCAUGACUGGCCAGAAAACCAGAUGUUUUUAAAGGAUGUUUCAAAGAGAGGUGCAAUGUAUUUUGCUAUUCUGUGACUGCAAAACUUACUAAGCUCCUAUUGGGGAGCACACAAGUUAGGGCUGUUCUUUGCAAGGUCAUUUAAAAGGAAGAGGAGAGAGCUUAUUUUUGAGAAGGAACUUAAGAACUUGCAGACAGCCCACGAGAUACCAUUAGCAGGUAUUCUCUUUAUAACUAGUUAUUUUAACACAGUCCUUCAACCGAUAUUAGUCCUCAAGCCCAAAAUAUCUUGUAUAGUCCAAAACAUAUUCUAGCUUUUAACUUUCUACUAACUUGCCUCUGGGUAAUUUUGUGAGGCUUCUAUCUACUGUCAGUAUCAAAUCAGAAGCUCACUGAUAGUGCAUAAAAUGUUAAACGCCCGCUCUGUCAAACUAUUACUGUGGAUAUUCUCCUGGCUGUCCUCUUCCUGUUCAUAUUUGCUUCAUAUAAAUCCAAUUAAAACCAAAAUGAGACUAGAAACACAGGAUUUUCUACAUUUUAAACCUUGAAUCGGAAUCCUGGUUCACUUUUCUGGGGCACGCGCAGAGCCUGGAUUCAUGCAGAAAAAGCCAUGAGGAAAGACCUCUCGGGUUUGGAUCACAGCAAAGAAAUUCAACCGGUUCAUUUUCAAAGCAGCGCAGUUUGUACUACUGCUUUCAAUUUAGCACUUCCCAGACUGUGAGAUGUCCUACUGGCUUGUUUGUUUAAUGCUCUGGAGGGAUCUUAGGUGUCAUUUAGGCUUUGGUGUUGCAAAUCACAGCUCUGGGAAGGUGCAAAUAGAAGUAGCAUUUGCACACGUUUAAGGAGAAAAUGGAGUCAAACAUGCUGAGCAGCCUCGAGGCUCCCUGCACCUCCACGUUUCCACAGAUGUUCAGGGUAAUAAAAUGAUUGGGGGAGAGAGGUACAUAACAUAGGAACUGACAAGAUCCUCCACAGCCUGCUGGGCCAUGAAUUUUACUGGUUGAAAUUUGCCCCUUUCUUGAGACCCCGCAUGGGAUUUGUACACCGCUUCCACGCUAUCAAGCGCUUAAGAGUUUCUACGUCAAGAUUUGUGAUUGUGACAGUAUCUUCAGGCAGCAUGCAAACAGGACCAAAGCAUCCUUCACCUAAGUUUUGGUGAAGGAUGCAAUAAAUUUGGCUUAGUGUUUUCUCCCUCCACUGGCUUAUGAACUGUACUUGCAGAUGUUGUACCUCAGCUUGUGGAGGAAAGCAAAUAAAGAGCAUGGUGAAGGAUAUACAAUGAUGUCCUCCUGGAAAAGAGGACAGCUAAGAAGCUUCCUUACCUCGGCCACACCAGGGCUAUGAUUCCUCCCAUGAAACAAGAAGGUUUUUGCAAGUGUCACUGCAGCCACUGUCCGCCUGUCCACAUGUACAGAAGACAGUAGAUCUGUUGGCAGGUGGCAGCUAGUCUUGAUUAGGAAGAUCAUGCAGGACCUCUGGUGCCAUUUGAAUUCUACUAUUUGUAUUCUUGACCAGGACUGAAUCUGACUCCUGCUGACAAAACUUUCCUGUUUGAAUGGUGUCUAGAUGGGUGUGUGCAGUCCAGUUCCUCAUUUCCAUUUAAUCAUAAAAUCAUUUAAUGCAAGCCGUGGAUGGGAUAGGGUUCCCCCAUAUGCAACACUUAGACACCCACAAAUAUUGUUACCAUGAACUCGUUUGCAUUUAUUGCUAAAGACGAAGAACCUCUCAAGCCUUCAAUGUUGUUUUAACAGUUAAAUUGUAACCUCGUAGCAAUAAAAAACGUACUACGCAAUGGGAAUGGCAAAAAUCUUCUGACUUACCCUAGAGCACAAGUGAUACUGCACUUCAUAACUCCUCCAAGCAUGUUACAAGGAUGGCUGCACUAAGCCUCAUAAUGCUCCCCCCCCUGGUUGAAGAGGGGGGAGAAAAGAAAAUACACAGUAAUUUUGUGAUCAGGAAAGUCUGGG
Molecule: messenger RNA, 5964 nt
Organism: Chroicocephalus ridibundus (black-headed gull)
Lineage: Eukaryota; Metazoa; Chordata; Aves; Charadriiformes; Laridae
Gene: ITPRID1
Product: ITPR interacting domain containing 1
Exons: 16
Coding region: 524-3865 (1113 amino acids)
Molecular function (GO): signaling receptor binding
Source: RefSeq, a predicted model, not a curated record